AUGUCAAACGCAUCAACAAUAUCGUCUAGCGGUAGCUCAGAGAUUGACACAGAGCUUUUCGGUCCACUGGCCGCAAUAUCGGAAGACUCACUCAUCAAACUCGCGUGUCGAAUCGGCCAAGACGUUCUUAACAUUCCCUCAGAUGAUGCUGGCGAAGCAAGAUUUCUCAAGCGUAUCUGUGGCUCAUACAACAUAGUUCAUGUCAUGGAAGUCGGAACAACAAAGCUCGUCAUUCGAGUUCCCGCUACUGGAUGGGGUGCCAGAAUGACAAAGGCUGCGGCAAAUGCCCUUGAGUCGCAAGUAGCAACAAUGCGUCUCAUUCGAAGGAAAACCCAAAUGCCCGUGCCUGAGGUGUAUACCUUCGACACAACCAACAACAAUGAGAUAAGCGCACCUUUUAUUUGCAUGAGCUUCAUCCCAGGAGAGACUGUACUCCAUGUCUGGCUUGACGACUCGCUUGAGGAGACAUCUCGAGAUAACCUCCGCCUUAACAUCUUGACCAGCAUAGCGAAGAGUAUGGCUCAGCUUUCAUCUUUAACCUUUGAUAGGAUUGGCUCCAUCAUGGAAGAAGAAGAAGGGACUCUUGGCCCGACAUUUGAUUGGGACGUGCAAACAGAUGGAAGUGUUAGAGUUAUAGCAACUCGAACAUAUGUUUCGGUCACCGAGUAUCUCGCGUGUCAGAUGGACUGGAAGUUUACAAAGAACUCUCACAUCAGUGAGGCUGUGUGGAAUGCAGCACUUAACUCUCUCAUCAGGAUGGGUAUCGUGAGUAAAUUCGUUGCCACGGCGCUUGGAAUCCAACAGAAAGGGGAUGCUCUGUCUGUUCUUUAUGACAUUGCAGAUGACGGUUAUAGUCAGCAAGACUGGUACAAUUUGAAGGUAAAGCCAACGUCAUUGGUUCGCGGCACAAGCUUUCUCGCAGGCGCAGCUUGA
Messenger RNA from Fusarium graminearum PH-1, 933 nucleotides. RefSeq lists its product as uncharacterized. The coding region runs from base 1 to 933 and encodes 310 amino acids. The record is from RefSeq and is a predicted model, not a curated record. The transcript has a single exon. Lineage: Eukaryota; Fungi; Ascomycota; Sordariomycetes; Hypocreales; Nectriaceae.